GUUGCCGGAGGGGCGCUUGCGGCUGCAUGACGUGUUGCGGCGCUGCGAGGGGCGCCGGACGCAGGCCAUCUCCAACCUCCUCUGGUCCUACGCAUCCCUCGAGCUACGGCACCAGCCGCUGCUGGCAGCGCUGGCGGCGGCGGCGACCUCGCUGGCCCCCCAGAUGUGCGGCGUGGAGCUGGCGAAUGCGGUGUACGGACUGGCGCGGCUGGUGCCGGAGCUUGCGUCAGCCCACCCUGGGGUGUUGCGGGAACUGCUGAAGGAGCUAGAUCGGCGACUGCAGCCUCCGCUGACACUCACGCAACCUGCCACCGAUAGCCGCCGGUCUCCCUUCCUCUCCUCAGCCCCUCCAGCCUCCUCAGCCUCCACUCCCACAUCGACAUCCCCCUCCGAGACCACCCUCCACACGGCCCCCUCAAACCUGGACCCCUCCACCGAACCCGCUGCUGCCGCAGCCGCCGCCGCUGCCAACGGCCUGACCUCACGUGAGCUGGCGCUGCUGUCCUGGUCCGUUGCCGUACUCAGUCCCGCCAGCCCCACACUGCAACGGCUGCUCCUGGCUGCCGCCGGCACCGCCGCGGCAUCAGGCUUGUACGACAACGCUGCUGAUACGACUGAUGCCGUUGGAAUCGCUUUGUUCGGCCCUGCAAGCGCUUUUGCAGCAGCAGGUGGUGCCUUGGCUGCUGCGUCUGCGUCGGAGGCUGCUGCCUCAGGCUGCAGCAGUGACGGGGUCAGCUACGACGGCGGAGGGCAGGUUGACGACGGCAGCAGCGACCUGGUCUACAAGGGCCCGGGCGGCCCGGGCGGCUGGGGCGGCGGCGAGAGGGGGCUCCCGCCGUACCACCUGUACAGCCUGUCACAGCUGUACCUCGCAAACUACACGGCGUGCCUAGCCGCCGAGGAAGCUGCUGGCGCCGGCAGUGGUCGCAGCAACGCUGGCAAGCAGGACGGACAGCGCAGCGGGCCUGACCCGCUGGGUGGGAGUGGCGGCAGGCGCCGGGGUGCUGCGGUGCUAGCAGCGGAGGCCAUGCGGCAAGCACAGAGGGCCGCGGGAGCCGUCAGCAGCUGCCGUGGAGCUGGCGCCGGCGGCGUAGGUGGGGAUAGAGGUGGCGGUGGAUCGGAUGGGAAACGUGGCAUCGCUGUGGAUGGUAGCGGUAGUGCCACUGCUGUUGAUGCCGCUGAUGAGGAGGCUGCGGAGGGCUCUGCGGGACGGCUGUCAGACGCACCCUGCACUGCAGCGGAUUCGCCGCGGCCGGAGGAGGCGGGGGAAGCGGAGGAGGCGGGGGAAGCGGAGGAGGAGGUGGUGUUCGGGCCGCUGGCGACGUGUCCGCAGCUCUUCCGCGCUGCUCGCAACGCCUGGUACCUGACCACCACCUGCGUCGCACCCUCCGUGUUGCAAACCGCUGUGGCAGCGGCGCUGCGAAACACCGGCUGCGGCGUUGACGCUGUUGCAGAUGGCAUACCCAAUUCCAUCAACAGCAGCGGCAGCUGUGGGGAUGCAAGCGACGACAGUUGUUGUCGUACAGUGACUGCGGUGGCGGAAGAGGUGCUGAGCCCGGAUCGUAUGCUUCGUGUGGACCUGCUGGCGCUGUACGACGGUUGGUUGGUGCUGUUGCAGGUAGACGGGCCGUUGCACUUUGCUGUCGAGCUAUCGGGCUCUGAAGGAGGAAGCGAGGCGGGGAGGAGCGACGAGAAGGGCGGCAGGAAUCUGCGACGACUGGGUGAGGCGGUGUUACGGGAUCGCAUCUUGAGGGCCUCGGUUGGCGGGUCGGCAUUCGCUGGAAGGGAGGGUAAUGACGAUGCAGGUACAGGAGUCACUGAGGCCGCACUUGCGUGGCGUGAUGGGUUUGCUGUCAAGGAUACUGACCCCUGUGUCGCUCAGAGCCUACUGGAGCAGCUGUGUUUGAAGGAUGCGUUGGCAGCGAGUAUGGAUGCUGAUGUGCAGGCGCGUGCAGGAGGGACAGAGGGGGGUGUUCGUGGCUUUGCGAGCGGCAAUGGCAACGUCGGUGUGGAAGUCAGUCGUGUUGCCGUGCGAGGUGUGGCUGUUGCGGUCAUCGGCUUUGCGGAUUGGCAAGCUGCCGGGGAGGACAAAUGGAUGGGCUGUCUGGCGCCGUUGCUGACAAAACUCGCCAAAGCUAGUUGUUAGGGCUGGCUAGAUGGAACGAGUUUCGGGGCGGUCUGCCAAGCUGCUAAUAGCCCUGCGAAUAGGGGAUGCUCGCAUU
Messenger RNA from Astrephomene gubernaculifera, 2222 nucleotides. The record is from the annotation of a GenBank genome assembly. Lineage: Eukaryota; Viridiplantae; Chlorophyta; Chlorophyceae; Chlamydomonadales; Astrephomenaceae.